Molecule: messenger RNA, 1515 nt
Organism: Penicillium malachiteum
Lineage: Eukaryota; Fungi; Ascomycota; Eurotiomycetes; Eurotiales; Aspergillaceae
Product: flavin-containing monooxygenase
Exons: 9
Coding region: 1-1515 (504 amino acids)
Molecular function (GO): oxidoreductase activity
Source: RefSeq, a predicted model, not a curated record
AUGGCUCUUCCAUCUCGGUCUCCGUGCCGAGUCAUGAUCAUUGGAGGUGGAGUAUCAGGCAUCGCGAUGGCUUGUCGGCUCAAGGAGGUUUAUGGUCUUGAUGACCUUUGCAUAUACGACCGUCAAGAAGGUCUAGGAGGUGCCUGGUGGGCGAAUACAUACCCUGGAUGUGCUGUGGACAUCCCCGGAUUUUGCUAUAGUUUUUCCUUCGCUCCGAAUCCUGACUUCACCAAACUAUUUCCUGCGCAAUCAGAGGUUCUGACCUACCUUUCGACUGUUGUCCGCCAAUACCGUAUCGACGAGCAGUUUAUCGGAGGAACAGAAUGGAUCAAUGCUGCAUGGAACGAAGAGACCGAAACAUGGCUGGUCACAUUGCGAAACAAUGAGACUGGGCAGUUCACUCAGGAAUGCAAGGUGCUGAUCUCCGCAGUUGGAGGUCUGGUUAAUCCACAAGGACUGAAAGUACCUGGAGUGGAAACCUUCCAAGGGGAGAUCAUUCACACAGCCAGGUGGAAUCAUGAUGUUGACUUGACCAACAAACAUGUCGCCGUCAUCGGUAAUGGAGCUUCUGCGGUGCAAUUGGUUCCUGCCAUUCUUAAUAGAGUCAAAUCAGUAACGCAGUUCAUGAGGACUCCACAUCACAUAGUUAAAGGCGACAACUACGACAUCUCCCCCGAAUGGAGGAAUACCUUCCAUCAAUUUCCAUUAAUACUCUGGUUGAUUCGCAUUGCUAUCUUCCUUUGGAUGGAGAUUACAUGGUUCCGCUUCCAGAAUAACAAAUUGGGUCAAAUUGGUCGUGCUCAAGUCGAGAAAAGGAGUCGCGAGUAUGUACAAAAAUCAGCGCCCGAAUCAUAUUGGGAUAUGUUGAUUCCAAAGUAUGAGUUUGGAUGCAAGAGACGAGUUUUUGAUCGAGGCUAUUUAGCCACUCUAGAAGAUAGCAAAAUGCGUCUCACAGAUGAUCCCAUCGUGGAGAUUAAGCCAAACUCCAUCGUGACACGAUCAGGCGAGGAGGUGCACGUCGACGCCAUUCUGCUUGCCAACGGAUUCGCCCUUACUCAUUAUGAUGUUGAUAUUAAAGGUCGCAAUGGCAAAACACGCGCGCAACAUUGGAAGGAAUAUGGCCACAAAGCGACAUUCAACACAAUUGCGAUGAAUGGAUUUCCUAACUUCUUCUAUAUUCUUGGACCCAACUCUGGACGGUUAUACACAUCAACCAUUCAGAUUAUCGAAAGUCAAGUGGAUAUGGUACUCCGCAUCAUGGAGCCAAUUAUGCUCCAAAAGGCCUCUUCGGUGGAGGUUAAGGCCAGUAGCGAGCGGGAAUACGAUGUAAAACUCCAUGAUGCCAUUGGAAGAACAGUGCACAGUACUCUCUGUGGCAGUUACUUUAUCGACAAAAAUACAGACAAGAAUUGGUUUGUGUAUCCCUGGAACACAUUCCACCUUUGGUUGUCUACAUUACAAAAUCCUUCCGAUCAUUGGGAUUAUAAUGUUGGCUUAGCGACUCGGAGGUUUUGA